AUGGGCAUGGAAGCCAAGGACGCGUUGGACAGCCCAGGAGAGGACUCUAACGGAUUCGUAGAUCUGGGAAGCAUUCUUGGUGGGGAUCGCUGGACAUACGUCAACGAUGACCUCACGGCCAGCACGGGGAGCAACAGCAGCGCGUCUGGUGCUAUUCCUGGCGGAGCUUCCCCAUCGCAUGACUUCUUGCACGCUACAGGGGGAGACGCACAUGUAACUAAUCCCCACAGUGGGGUCAACGCUCAGAAUCCCGUUUCCUCCACCACUGGCAAACCCACCAGCGGCAGCAGCGGCGGCGUCAGCAGCAGCAGCAACAGCAGCAGCAACCGUUGGGAUGGAGGCUUGUUCCGCAUGGACGGGCGAAGCUCCGUCUUCUCGGCUGCUCCGUGGCGUGGAGUAACGGAGAGUGCAGCCGAAGUGGGGUUCAGGGGGUUGUCUCACAGUGUGUCCUUCGCGUUUGAUGCUGCGGGUGCGGGUGCGGGUGCGGGUGCGGGUACGGGCAUGGCGUCUGCUGUUCCCGGUUCUUCUCACGGCCGUGCAGGAGCCUGGAACGUGUACAACCGUUUGGGCAGCAGUGUUGCUGAUGGUAUGGACUUUCCCGGGCAGAUUGGCACUGCUCGCGCCGGCAGCAGCGGCAGGAUCAAUGAAAUUGAUACACUGUUGAACGGUGGUGCUGGUUACGCUGGGGCGGUUGGGGGCGCGGGUGUAGUGGCGGGGAGCAGCAUUAGCACGGGCGUCAGUGGCAGCAGAGGCGGGGGUGGUGUUGGGAGUGGUGCGAGGUGCGUGUCUCCGUGGUGCAGCUCGGUUCGUGACUCGCUGCCGUUCCUGCUGCCCACCGAGCAAGUGGUUCUGGAGGAGCCUAACACGCUACUGGUCAACACGGACACCACAGGACACCUCCUGCUCACCUCCCUCCGCAUCCUCUUCCUCUCCGCCUCGCCCUCUCCCGCCGUACACCCAUCCCCUACUAUCCCCGCGUCCCCGCCGUGUGCGCUGUCACCGCAUCCCCUGGGCUCAGUGUACUUCCCAGUCAUCGACCGCGUUGCCAAGCUGCCUCCAGGGCGACUGGCUAACAGCAGGGACCAUCUGCUGCAGGUGCACACCAAGGACGCUCGAGUGCUGGUGUACGCUCUGCCUCCUCGCAUCUGCGCACAGGCACCGCCUGUGUUUGACACCAUCAUUCACCUGCUGCCGCGCUCGCUGCUCGAGCUGCCAGUCUUCCACGCGCCCCUUGCUGCCCUCGCCACGCCCACUGCCAGCACAAGCAGAUGUGGCAGCAGCAGCAACAGCAGCAGCGCAGGCAGCAUCGAGGAGGGUGCCUUAUCACCCACGGCACAGGCUUCACAUGGUGCAGGCGCUUCCACUCCUCCUCGCGCCUUCACUCCCCCACUACCAUCUCCUCCUGCAGCAGCAGCAGCAGCAGCAGCAGCAGCAGCAGCAGCAGCAGCAGCAGCAGCAGCAGCAGCAGCAGCAGCAGCAGCAGCAGCAGCAGCAGCAGCAGCAGCAGCAGCAGCAGCAGCAGCAGCAGCAGCAGCAGCAGCAGCAGCAACAGCAGUGGCAGCCACUGCAGGUGGCGCCUCUAUGCAGGCGGUGGGGGUGGUGACAGCGGAGUGCAUGCGAGUGCUGGCCAUGCUGCCAGAGCACUGGCGCCGCCUCUGGCAGAUCAGCCGAGUCAACGCCGCCUAUGCUGCCUGCUCCUCCUACCCACAGCGCCUGCUCCUGCCCUCCUGCAUUAGUGACGACGACGCCAUGGCAUCUGCUGCCUUUCGAGCCAGGGGCCGCUUCCCUGUCAUGUGCUGGCAGCACCCAGGCAACGGUGCUGUGCUCAGCAGAGCAGCACAACCCCUGGUCGGCAUCCUUUCCAGUAAUAGAAGUGAUGCGGAUGAGCGUCUGGUUGCAGCACUAGCCGGCCCUGCUCUCCCUGGGGACUCCUUCAGGCGUCUGGUGGUGGCGGAUGCACGGCCGCGCAAGAAUGCCAUAGCCAAUGGGGCCAUGGGAGGCGGCUAUGAGUCAUCUGCCAACUAUCGCGGCACAGAGGUGGUGUAUCUGGGAAUAGACAACAUACAUGCAGUGCGCGACAGCAUGAACCGUCUGAGAGAGUACCUUGACACCCAUGGCUCUGCCUGCUCCGAUGGCUCCUCCUCCCUGCUCAGGAGUGGCACGGGCGGGUGGACAGGCGGGUCGGUGAGUGGCACGUCGCAGGUGGUGGCGGCGCUGGUGGACUCGUGCUGGCUGCAGCACUGCCACUCGCUGCUCUCCGGUGCCGUCUUCAUCGCUGCGCAGAUCGCCCUGCAGGGCAACUCCGUGCUUGUCCACUGCAGUGAUGGGUGGGACCGCACGCCGUCGCUCGUGUCACUGGCCAUGCUGCUGCUGGACCCCUACUACCGCACUUUCCAAGGCUUCCAGUCGCUAGUGGAGACGCACUGGGCGGCCUUUGGCCAUCCCUUUGCAGACCGCCUGGGCGUGCCAGCAGAACCCCCCACUGCCUCCUCCUCCUCCUCUCGUACCAACCCCGCUCUCUCCCUCGCUGCCGCUGCUGCUGCGAGCCCUGGUGCUAUCGCUGGUGGAGUAGGUGUUGGGUGUGGUGCUGCUGGGUGCGGUGCUCCCGGUCAUGGUGUAAAUAGUUCUGCGGGUGCGGUUGCAGCUGCUGCAGCUGCAUCUGCUGCUGCUGCUUCUGCUCCUGCUGGCGGCGUGGCUGCCAGUGCUGCUGGUGCUGCUGGUACAGCGGGAUAUGCAGGUGCAUCCCUGUCGUCACUAUCAGCGUCGGGGUUCCCUGUGGCGAGCAGCAGUGUGGCAGGGUCGACCUUCCAAGCCAACAGCAGCAACAACCAGUCGCCCGUGUUCUUCCAGUGGAUUGAUGCCGUGGCGCAGCUGCUGCGCCUCUUCCCUCGUGCCUUUGAAUUCUCCACGGCGUUUCUAGUGGAUCUCCUGGACUCUGUGCUCUCGUGCCGCUUUGCCAACUUCCUCUGCAACAACGACAAGGAGCGCUCGCUCGCACGCACCUACCACUCCUCCACCCGCCCCCACGCCUUCCCGCUCUCCCACGCCAACCACUCGCCCGCAUCCGUUCCCCCUUUAUGUGUCUGGGAACACCUAAGACGCCUGAGGGACCCCUCUUCUCCCUCCUCCUCUCUGUCCUCCUCCUCUACUGCUGCUGCUGCUGGGGAUGCAGGCAGGGGAAGGCAGAUGGGAGCAUCUGGUGAAGCGGCUGCUGCUCCUUGCUGUCCGCUGAGCCACCCGCAUGUCAACCCCCUCUACUCUCCCUCUUCCAUCUUCGCGGCCACUGCUCCUCCGGCUUCUGCUGCUCUUCCUGCUGCUCCCGCUGCUCCUGCUGCUGCUGCUGCUGCUACCGCUGCUGUCUGCACAGCCACAAGCAGCACGAGCUGCAGCACUAGCACCUGCACCCAGGCAGCUAUCCGCCCUGCGUCCUGCCCUCCUGUUCAAAUACGCCACAUGGCUCUCUUCCCCCCAUCCCCUCCAUCGCCCGCCAUUCUCCUCCCGCCUGCUGCCUCGCUCGCCCCUGUUCUCCUGCCUGAGCUCUAUCUCCGCUGGUGCUGCCCUGCUGCUGUUCCCCCCCUCCGCUCCCUCCUCUCUUCCUCCUCCCCUCUUGCUUCCCUUCCUCCUCCUGUUGCUGCUGCGGCUACUGCUGCUGCUACCCGUGGGGGUGGAGCUGGCAAACCCUGGCCUUUUUACUCACUCUUUCCCUUCGAAUUUUCUCUCGCUCUCCUGCUUCUCUCCUGCCCGUACUUCUGCGCCUCCCCUGAUGCCCUGCAGGAGUGUGCAGCACUGCAGGGUGCAGUGGAGAAGUCACAGCUUGGAAUGCAGCAGUUGCAGGAGGCAUUGCAGGAGAGCGAGAGCAGGCGAGCAGAGGCUGAGAGGCGCAGGGACGAGGCAGAGCGGGAGAACGCGAGUCUCCGCAGGAACCUGGCAAACCUGCAGCAGUCCCAAGAGGCAAUGCUAGCAGCCGUGUGUCAAGAAGCGGCGUCGGCUGCUGCUGCUGCCGCCUUCACUGCAGCGGGUGCGGGGGGGUCUGCUGCGUCCGCAUCGGCUGCUGCUGCUGUUCGGUCGCGCAUGGCUGCUUCUUCUCGGUUCCCGUCGCUAGCUUCUGCGGCAACUGCGGCAGCAGCGGCGGCGGCAGCGGCUGCUGCAGGUGGGUUGCGCCUCGCCCUGCCGACCGGUGCUCGCAGGUCGCGCAGUGUCUCCUCUGAACCCAGGUCUUCUGGGGCUGCUCCUGAUGCUUCAGGCGCUUCAGGUGCUGCUGCCGAUUCUAUCGAAGCCAGUGCUAUCUCCACACACAAUUAUGCCGUGGGGUUGGGUGAGGCGCUUCAUCUCGACACAGGUAGGAGUAACGGUACUGGCGGCGGUGCCACGUCUCCUGCUCCCACCACGCCACCCUUCCUCCCCUUGCUCGCUGCUUCCUGGAGCCCUUGCUUUGGGUCGGGAGGGGCAGCUCCCACCUGCCCCAGUUGUGCCCGCCCCCUCAUGGUCGUAGCAGCAGGGGAGAAUGAGCUGGAGGAGGGAGGAGCGGAGCGGAAAGCAGGGGGAAGAAUAGGAGGGCUGAGGGGGGAAGGGAUCGAAGAGAACAGUGCAGCGGCACGGGAGGAUGGGGAGUGGGAGGAGGCGAUAGAGGGGUGGCAGUACGAGUGCCUAUGGUGUGGCUUGAGUGCUUCUGGCUGUCGUAAGACAUCCAGUAGCUGGACUGCUGCUGCAGAGGUGGAUAAUGGGGAGGUGGGAGAAAGCAGGGUUAAAGGUCUGAAAAAGCUGCUUGAGCAGCAAGGUCAGCAGCAGCACCAUCGGCAGUUGACAGUCAGCGAAGCUGCGGAUGCGAAGCCCUAUGCUGGUGGUAACCGCGGUAGCAGCAGUGGCACGGCGGGAAGUGCGAGCAACUGCCACAGUGCAGUGUGCUCCAUGCCGGUGCCUGCGUUUGUCCGGGCCGAUUUUGAUGCCUUGCGGUGUGGGCCCAUUCCCAAUUAUGUUGGGUCCCUCUCGUCAUCCUCAUCCCACUCUGCUGGCGCGGCUGCAAUGUGA
This is a messenger RNA of Closterium sp. Naga37s-1, 5028 nucleotides long. The record is from the annotation of a GenBank genome assembly. NCBI's taxonomy places the organism in Eukaryota, Viridiplantae, Streptophyta, Zygnematophyceae, Desmidiales, Closteriaceae.